Messenger RNA from Vanrija pseudolonga, 1668 nucleotides. RefSeq names its product Delta(14)-sterol reductase (gene erg24). The transcript is spliced from 4 exons. Gene Ontology annotation, biological process: ergosterol biosynthetic process. Gene Ontology annotation, cellular component: endoplasmic reticulum membrane. The record is from RefSeq and is a predicted model, not a curated record. Lineage: Eukaryota; Fungi; Basidiomycota; Tremellomycetes; Trichosporonales; Trichosporonaceae. Gene Ontology annotation, molecular function: Delta14-sterol reductase activity. Bases 95 to 1483 code for a protein of 462 amino acids.
GUUUUCCCCACACAAACACAUAUAACAUCCCACAUCUCACACCAACUCCCCCACACUCAUUACUAACCCCCCCCCCCCUCCCCUCCGUGUCGCAAUGACGACCACAAACGGAACCUCACGCACAAACGGCGACGUGACAAAGACGACCAUCACGGCCAAGGCUCAGGUCUCUCUGCCGCCCAAAAAGUCGUACGCAGAGCUCAACCCCAAGUCCAAGCCGACAGAGUUCUUCGGACCCAUCGGCACCACCAUUGUCACGUUCGCGACCCCCGCCGUCGCCUACGCCCUCUUCUUCACAUGUAACGAGGUGACGGGCUGCAACCCGUCCGCGUCGUCGCUCUCCAACCUCGCCCACACGAUCGGCAACUGGCCCUCGUCGGCAGGCAAGCUCUGGGAGUGGAAGGCCCUCGCCGUCUACCUCGCCUGGUAUGCGUGGUGUAUCGCCACCUGGGUCAUCCUCCCCACCGAGUGGAUCGAGGGCCUCCUCCUCCGCGACGGUACUCGCAAAAAGUACAAGAUGAAUGGCCUCUGGUUCCUCUUCCUUACCCUCGGUGUUGCCAUCGGUGUUCUCGCCCGCCCAGGCGGCAUCGAGCACUUCACCUGGCUCUACGACCACUUUGUGCCCCUCCUCUCGGCCGCGCUCGCCAUGGCUACGGCCCAGGCCGUGUGGGUCUACGCCUACAGCUUCUUCUCGGGCGAGCUGCUCGCCCUCGGCGGCAACUCGGGUAUCUUCUUCUACGACUUCUUCCUCGGCCGCCCCCUCAACCCCACCAUCCCUGGUCUUCCCAACUGGGACAUCAAGACCUUCAACGAGGUCCGCCCCGGCCUUUCCCUCUGGUUCCUCCUCAACAUUUCGUGCGCAUGCGAGCAGUACGUCCGCCUCGGCUACGUCUCGGACAGCAUGUGGCUCGUCCUUGCCUUUGAGGGCUGGUACACGAUCGACUGCUACAUUGCCGAGCCUUCCAUCCUCAACCAGAUGGACAUUACCACCGACGGCUUUGGCUUCAUGCUCGCGUUCGGUGACCUCGCCUGGCUUCCCUUCACCUACGGUCUCCAGGCCCGCUACCUCACCUUCAACCCCGUCCAGCUUGGCCCCGUCUUCUCGGCCAUCAUUGUCGCCAUUGAGAUUCUCGGCCUCUACAUCUUCCGUGUCGCCAACAACGAGAAGAGCGACUUCCGCAACGGCAAGAACCCCAAGAACCUCACCUACAUGGACACUGCCCGUGGAACCAAGCUCCUGACCUCGGGCUGGUGGGGCCGCUCGCGUCACCCCAACUACUUUGGUGACUGGCUCAUGGCCUGGGCCUGGUGUCUCCCCACUGGCUUCAACACGCCCAUCACCUACUUCUACGUAGCCUACUUUGCCGUCCUCCUCAUCCACCGCCAGCGCCGCGACGACGAGGCAUGCCGCCACAAGUACGGCAAGGACUGGGACCGCUAUGUUGAGAAGGUCCCCUACAGGAUUGUCCCCUACGUUUACUAAACGACGAGGGCUGAGAUGUGGAGUAGGGAAUGGGAGUGGGGUUGUGCCGUUGCCAAUGCGUCAGCGGUGACCCGCGUUCCCAGGCGGUGGCGGUGCCGUCGUGGCUCGAGGUCACGACAAUGACGAUAGAGUCUGUCUGUCAGAGAAGACUGAACGAUCAUGAUAGAUGAAGCUGUGCACUAUUG